This is a messenger RNA of Ostrea edulis (European flat oyster), 5380 nucleotides long. RefSeq lists its product as uncharacterized. Gene Ontology annotation, cellular component: nucleus. The record is from RefSeq and is a predicted model, not a curated record. Lineage: Eukaryota; Metazoa; Mollusca; Bivalvia; Ostreida; Ostreidae. Gene Ontology annotation, molecular function: protein binding. The transcript is spliced from 9 exons. Bases 332 to 4690 code for a protein of 1452 amino acids.
UUUUUUUUUUUUUUUAAAUAAGUAAGACUUCAAAAAACGAAUUUGAUAUUAACAUAGAACAAGCAAUGUGAUGAAUAUCAUUAGGUAAUAUUUUUAUUUUUCUCUGAAAUUGUUUUUACAUUCUGAAAUUUAAGGUUGUAUUUCGAAGAGACUCUACGGAAACUUUUUAAUCAACGUUAACGAUCGUUCCGCCAUUUUUUGGUACCUCCGUCUAUUUUGUGUUAACCAUGUAAACAAACACACAUGGGCCAAAAUGACGAUAACGAAGACAGUUUGUUGUCCGGAUACUUUAUUGAGGUUGGUCAGAGAGCCUAGCUUAAAAUAAAGGAUCAUGGAUUACACUUGGGAAGGUUGCAAUGUCUGCGGGGAGGACCAUGUUACGGAGAGUUGUCCAGAACUUGGACUAUUGCCAUCAGAAAUUCAUGAUCCAGCCACUACUAAGGCUAGACUGACGCUGCCACACUCUAUGUGUGUGGUGGAUUUAGGAGAACACGAAGUUGCUGUGAUAGCCCAAAGUCCAAUCAGUCGCAAAACACAGUAUGGUCCAUUCGAAGCCAAAAAGACUACUCAUGAAUUUAAUGAUGAUUCGUUGUUCCUUUUAAAGGUGAUUUUCAGAGAUUCUGUCAUCAGUCUGGAUACAACAAGUGAAAAUGAGUGUAACUGGUUAUGUCUGGUUCGAACAGCCAAUACAGCAGAUGAACAGAACAUGAUAGCAUAUCAGAUGGGGACCAGCAUUUACUACAGCACUAUCAGAGACAUCGCCCUCGGGGAGGAACUCAAGGUGUGGUAUGCAGCUCCCUACGCCAGAAAAAUCGGCAAAAGUGUCACACCUGACGGUGUUAGCAGAGUUAUGCUGAAUAUGGAGGUGAUCUAUCCCUCCAUUGAUGAUGUCCCAGAAAGUUUCCAGCCUGAGGUUCCUCAAGGACCUCCAACUCAGGAGGAGACAACUCUAGAGGAUCACACAAUGACCAGCCAGAAUAUGAUCCAGUCUGAAACCACAGAUCCCGAGCUGUUACAGGUGGCAACACACAUCAGUAAGACAGACAAAGAACAGCAGACUAUGGUUUUACCGGAGGAUAUACAUCAGAUGAUGUCUGCUAACUCGUCAGUGAUGGAAGAGCCUGAGGUUGAUGUCGUCAUGGAGAGGACCGACCUACCUCAUCAUGCAUGUCAGCGCUGUGAACAGACAUUUACGUCCGAAAAUGACCUGGCUCAUCAUCUCAUUCAACACCUGUCACAGACCGAGGAAAAACGUAAAAAAGGCAAGCACAUGAAAAGCAAUGUUAUGAAUGAGGAUGUGGAAUCUGAAAAUAUUCAAACAGAUGUGAAGAAGGAGACAGCCGAGGAAGACUGGGAAACAUUGGGAGUAGAUGACCCCAGUGAUCCAGAUUUCACAGGGGCAAAAAACAUGGCUUUCACUGUGUACGAAGUCUCAUACAAAGAACGACCCCGCAGGAGCAUGAGAAGUCGGCGCAAGAUCGAUAAAGACUUCCUGUAUCUCUCAAAUUCGAAAGGGUCUAGAAAAACAACAGAGACUAAAGACCUGUCAAGGAAAUCUCCAUCAGAAGAGACUCUUCAUUUGGAAUUUGAAGAAAUGAAUGCAGACAUCAGACCUACAAACAGUGCAGGUGAUAAUCAACAAAGCGUAGUGAAAAAGAAAAGAGGAAGGGGUAGACCAAGGAAACAACCAUUCACUGUUAAUAAUAUUGUCAGGAGGGAGUCAAAUGUUGCAACACAACACAAUUCAAUUCAGCUUGUCAAAUCUUCAGAGGAAGCUAAGGAAAUCGUAACUGAGAUCUUGUCAAAUAUUGUGAAUCAGCUGCCAGAGCUCAGAGACACGGAAGUAGAUGAUAUUCCCCAAGAGCAAGAAGGUGUAAAUAUCACAGUCACAACUCAGGGAGAUGAACUGCCAGAUGGUGUAAAUAUCAAAGUCACAUCUCAGGAAGAUGAACUGCCAGAUAGAGGUGUGAUCUCAUCCCUGAAGUCAGAAAGUACAAAUUCCUUAAUAGGUACAAACCACGUGACUGAAGAAAAUACAGAAAGGGAGAUAAAUCCAGAUGUAAGAGGAACCAAUACUGCAUCCGAAUGUGCUGUAGACGAGGAUGAAAAUUAUGAAAUUGUCAUAGAAUAUGAGGAACAAAUGUCGCAGCUGCCCGACGACCAGCAGCAGUCUGAGUUAGAACAGGACAAGACGGGAACAACACGGGCUGGUUCCACCAUUGAUAACAUGACAGUGAUGAACGAACAGUCUGAGUUAGAACGGGAGGAGACGGGAACAACACGGGCUGGUUCCACCAUUGACAACUUGACAGUGAUGAACGAAAUGAAAAGAAUCAAAACCUUACAGAAACUGAGAACCAAAUACAAACAUGUAUGUAAACACUGUGGAAAACAUUUCAAAAGUAUACACUACCUCAAAUUACAUUUGCCAAUGCAUACUGGGAAAUUUUCAUGCAAAUACUGUGGAUUUAACUUCGCAAGGAAGGAGAGCAUGAUUAAGCAUGUCUGUAAAAUGAAGAAAGUCGUCAAAUUGCUGGAAAUGGACGGAAAAGACGUUUAUCAAUGCUUGCUUUGUGAUAAAGAUAUGGAAGAUGUGAAGGAGGUGAAAGAACAUUAUUUAUUCCACAGCAAGGAGGUGCGCUGCAUGGACUGCAAUCAGGUGUUUGGACGGCAGCAGUUGCUUAGGGAUCACAUCUGUCCCCAGGCACCAGAGAAACUGAUCAAGUGUGACAUCUGUAAACAUCCAUUUCCCUCAGAGAAAUCCUUGAUGAGGCAUUUAGCUAUCCAUACAGACAUCUUCAAAUGCCCCAACUGUCUCAAGACGUUUGCCAGGAAGGACUCCCAGUUGAAGCAUAUCUUGGUGUGUUGUCCGGAGAGAGCUGAGGAAUAUGGGGUGUAUGCCUGCAGCAAAUGUCGCAAAGGAUUCGCCACAAAGCUUGGCCUUGAUAACCACGAGGCCAUGUGUGAACAGGAGUUCUGUGAUAACUGUAACAAGGUGUUUGAUUCGUUGGAAAUGCUGAAGAAACAUCAAGAGACAUGUGACCAAGUCACCACUUACGUCAAAAAAGAUAAAGUCUUGUUUUCUUGCAGCAUUUGUAAGAAAUCAUUCAGAAAUCUUAAUUACUUGUAUCGACAUAAAGAGCUGCACUCUGAUCAACUUGAGUGCUCCAUUUGUAAAAAAUUAUUUAAAGCAGAAAGUGACCUGGAUGAGCAUUAUCGAUUCUGCCUCGCUAACAGCACUAUUACUGAAAAAGGAAGUGCAGCGUGUGAAAUCUGCAAAGUUGAAUUUUUCUCCACCAAGGCAUACAGAGAACAUUAUCAAACUCACACUCAUCCUUACAGCUGUGAGAAGUGCAAGAAACGAUUCAUUAAAGUGGGCACACUUCACAACCAUCAGUGCUUGCUGAACACUGCCCUGGUAGAGUGCCAUCAUUGUCAACAACAGUUUCCUGGCCACACUGCACUGAAGGCUCACAUCAAAAAGGAACAUCGGAGGACUCUUCAGUGCAAGAGCUGCAUGAAAAUUUUCAUAGCCUACAAAGAGUUUGAGACGCACAUGUGUGUUGAUGAACGUGGUAACUCUGUACAAUUCGUUUCAGAGAGUGACCUGAGUUUGAUAGGCGAUAAACCUAUCUGCCAUGUGUGUGGAAAGGAAUUCACUACCACAAGCAAUCUGAACAAGCACCUGAAAAUCCAUGGGGAAAAGAAUGUGGAAUGUGAAUUUUGUGGGAAGAAAUUUCAUCAUGAAGAAUAUCUGAAGGUGCAUGUGGAAGGAGUCCACGAGAAAAAGCACAAAUUCCAAUGUGAAGAAUGUGGAAAAUUUCUUACCUCCAAACCAGGACUUACAUCUCAUAUCAAGCAGUUUCAUUCAGACGAGAAAGUGGUUUAUCCUUGCUCAGAGUGUGGCAAAGUCUUUAAUCAAAAGGGAAAUCGCAAGAUGCACAUGUACUCCCACAUGAAGGAAAAACUCUUCAAAUGUGACGAGUGUGAGAAAACAUUUAAGUACCCAGAGCAGCUUAAGAAACACAAAUUCAUACACUUAGAUGGGGAGAAGCUGAAGUGUGAAUCAUGUGACAAAAUGUUUCCCAAACAAGCCGACUUAGAGAAGCACAUGCAGACUGCACACAGUGGCCUCAUGUACGUGUGCAAUGUUUGUAACUCUCGCUGUGCACACAAGCAUACGUUACUCAGACAUUAUAAAAGAAAACACCCAGAGUAUGCAGAGCUCACGAAACAAGACACUUUUGUGAAUUCACUGGUUCAGAGGGUGGAAAUGGGAGAGGAGACACCGAUGAUUACAUACAGUUAUGUGAACGACUCCAUCGCGGUGCCCAUGGAAACCGUCACCAUAGAAGAAAAUACCUUGCCUCAAGUUGCGGCAGAAGCCUUGAAGAGUCUGUCUGGCACCAUUGUAACCUCGGAUCAACAAAUCCUAACCACUAGUGGCAUACAGACUCUGACGUCAGCGGAUAUCAUCAAUGUGCCUACAGUAGAUGGGAAUUUCCAAAUUCAAAAUCUGGUUCAGGACCCCAGCAAUCAAGAUGACCAGCAGACUGUGGUCAUACUUCAGAUUGUGAACCCUGAGAAUGAACAGGGAGUUGUCACUGAGGAGGUUGAGGUCAUUGGAAAUGUUAUUGACCUUCCAGAGGUCAAGGAAAAUGAGCAGGGGCAAUAUAUUGCUUUACAUUAAAAAAAAAUUUAUUUCCAAUUAUUACCAAUGGAUAUUUAAUGAUUAAAAAUGUUCACUCUUCCUGAACUUGUACACUUUACUCCAGUUAUUGUACCAUACUGUAUUUGUAUGUAUAGUGUACAACAACCUUGUUUUUUUUUUUAUUUAAUCAAAUUUUAUUAUAUUACAUAAUUGUACACUCUAACUUGUAUGUUCUGUCCAUGAAUGAUGUGAAUAGGAUUUAAGAUUUCUUAAUUUGACAGCCUGAUUCUCUAUGAACAGUAUUUUAGGAGUUUGUAGUACAUGUAUAAAAGCAGUUUUGAUAAAUGCUUGUUUCUUGCUACAUAUUCAUGUACAUUUUGUGUGUCAUAGAAUUCACUUAAAUUAGAAUUCACUUUUUCUUCUCAUCUUGAGUGAUACAAAUAUAUUGGCAAUUUUUCUCACCUUGACUGAUACAAAUAUAUUAUAUUGGCAGUUAAGAAAUAUAGAAAAUGAGUUGUGUGUUUGUGGUGAAAAAUUUCUUGAUGCAAUUCCAUUCAAAUAAAGUAGUACUAUUAUUAACAUCUAAAACAAAAGUAAUCUCUUACAAUAUGUUUGAUGGGAAAGUUCUUCUCUGUAAUGUGUAUGAAUACUGUAGGAGGGUUUGGAUUGUAAAUUUACUUCCUUUCAUCCUGCCAUUAAAUCAUUGAUAUUAAACAUUAUUAAAACUGA